GGCAACUCCGUCGACACACCGUUCCCCAACGCGCUAAGCGGCGGCCGGCGGACAACGAAACUAACCGGUUUCCCACAGAGUUCUAGCCCGAGGAACGGCUAGCCCCGCAGGUAGCCAGGGAAGAGUUUGGAUGCCUAAAGAAGAACAUUUGUAGACUGCUUUCGGAAGCCAACACCAUGGAUCCCAGCAGUGACUACCAUUUCCUCAGUCAGAUUUUGUGGAGGCGAGUGAAGCUCACCUUGGUGUCUGGAGUCUUCGAGGGUGUGCUCCAGCACGUGGAUCCCAACAAGAUUGUUGUCCUGAAGAAAGUGAAGAAUGUGGAGAGUGGCCGGAGCACCCCCGGAGUGAAGCUGUUUUUUGGGCAUGAGAUUAUGAAUGUGGAACUGCUGGAUGAAGUGGAGCAAGGCGCGGUGGGGGAAAAGGCAUCUUCCCCUAGUCUUAACACCGAGAGAGACAGGACGGAUAACCUGAAAGAUGAAGAAGUAAACGUAUGCGAACCUGUGUCACCCCCGCCGGAGGCACCAACCACCUCGCUGCUCAGGGACCUCAAAUACAGUCCAUCAGAGGAAGAGGAAGUGACAUACACAGUCAUUGAUCAGUUCCAGCAGAAGUUCGGUGCUGCGAUGCUCCACAUCAAAAAGCAGAGUGUCCUGAGCGUGGCCGCAGAAGGGGCUAACGUGUGCCGCCAUGGAAAGCUUUGUUGGCUUCAGGUGGCCACAAAUAGCCGCGUAUACUUAUUUGACAUUUUCCUUUUGGGAAGUCGAGCUUUCAACAAUGGACUUCAGAUGAUCCUAGAAGACAAAAGAAUUUUAAAGGUUAUCCAUGACUGUCGCUGGCUUUCUGAUUGCCUCUCUCAUCAGUAUGGAAUCAUGCUGAAUAACGUCUUCGAUACACAAGUAGCAGAUGUCCUUCAGUUUUCCAUGGAAACAGGCGGCUUUCUUCCCAACUGCAUCAGCACUUUGCAGGAGAGUUUAGUCAGACACCUUAAAGUUGCCCCUAAACAUCUCUCCUUUCUCGAAGAAAGACACAGGCUCCUGGAAAAUCCAGAAGUGUGGUUCAUACGGCCUCUUCCACACGCUUUACUGAAAAUUUUGGCCCUGGAAGCCACGUACCUUCUCCCCCUGCGCCUGGUACUUCUGGAUGAGAUGAUGUCAGACCUCACCACCCUGGUGGACCGGUACCUGAACACCUAUCGGGAGGGGUCAGCAGACCAGCUGGCAGGCACAGAGCCCACGUGUAUGGAACUGCCCAAGGAACUACUACAGCUCAGAGACUUCCAGAAGCAGCGCAGGGAGAGAGCGGAAAAAGAAUACAGAGUAAAUGCACAGGGACUCCUUAUAAGGACAGUGCUCCACCCAAAGAAAUCGGCCACAGAGAAAGUAGGGAAGGAGGAAAAAACCCAAGGCCUCUUGGUUUGUAAAAAUUCUAGGAUAGAGAAAGCCCCGAGUUUUAUAUCUCGUGAUUUUCAAAAACAUGUGAAGUUGUUGAAAGAAUCUAAACAGGCAACGACAAAAUCUCAUACUGUACUUCCCACGAAAGAAGCAGCAGGCAGGGAGGCCCCCAGGACCACGCUCACGGGCCCCGCCGAGGCCCGGGCGCCGGAGGACCCGAGGGGCCCUCAGGAAGGGGGACCCGCAGGCCCCAAGAGUUCAUUUCAGUCAAGUUUUUCUUUGAAAGAAGAGAUCGAACAGCUUCUGAUGGUGGAAAGUAAGGAGGAUUUCACGUGCACAAAAGAAGAUGUUUCCGUGUCCCCUCUUGCUCAGGAAACCCGAGUGUCAGAGAGCGAAAGAGCUGUGACUUCCCCACUUCCUCCCUGCCCAGCCUUGGAAAAGACAGAUUCCUGGAUAAAUCCUUCCCUAAGCCAGCCCUGAGUCCAAACCCCA
Molecule: messenger RNA, 1883 nt
Organism: Perognathus longimembris pacificus (Pacific pocket mouse)
Lineage: Eukaryota; Metazoa; Chordata; Mammalia; Rodentia; Heteromyidae
Gene: Exd1
Product: exonuclease 3'-5' domain containing 1
Exons: 12
Coding region: 177-1871 (564 amino acids)
Biological process (GO): nucleobase-containing compound metabolic process
Molecular function (GO): 3'-5' exonuclease activity; nucleic acid binding
Source: RefSeq, a predicted model, not a curated record